Taeniopygia guttata (zebra finch) is the source of this 1678-nucleotide messenger RNA. NCBI's taxonomy places the organism in Eukaryota, Metazoa, Chordata, Aves, Passeriformes, Estrildidae. The record is from RefSeq and is a predicted model, not a curated record.
GUUUUCUGUGGAUCGCUCUGGUGGCUCAGCGACAUUUUUUCCCUAUUCAGGGGCCCGUGGUAAACAGUGGGAAUGUCCAAGGGUGGGGGUGCGGCCCUCCCUGCCCAGCCCAGCGUCCAGCAUAGCAACAGUGGCUUCAAACACUGCAGCCAACACCACCAGCAGUUCUGUACAAACUUCCAGCCUGUCCCGGGGUGCCAGCCCCGCGGGGGGACCCCCUCUGCCUGUCAGGGUGGUCCCCCGAGUGAUUCCACCUGCUCUGCUUUCCAGGGUGUUGGACAUGGGAACCUUCCUCUGCCCCCGCUGCCGCUUGUCGUUCAGAUCCCGACCACUGCUGCAGGUGCACCUGGAGAAGCUGUGCCUCGGGCCCACGGCCCCCAGCAGCUCCUGCCUCCAUGGGGGGAACCCUCUGCCUCUGGAGGGAGCACAGGGCACGGCAAGGAAACCGCAGGACAUCUCGGUCGGGGUGUCCCAAAACACGAAUGACGCUGAGCACUUUGUGCCUGGUGGGGUCCCAGCAGCUGUGCGGGGACAUCGAGGAGCAGGGCGGGUGCGGGGAGCUCCCCUGGGGGACGUGCUCACCCCCCGCGAGAGGGCCCUGCUCGGCACGGCCGACCCCACUGCUGGGAGGCUGCCGGUGGAGGGAGAGCCCCCCCGGCAGCCGCUCCCACCGCAGGGGCUCUGGGAGCCGCCACGGGAGCUGCGGGAAGCCCACGAACGCCGGGUGGCCGAGAUCCGGGCCAGGACCCGGCAGCUGGAGCGGCAGAGAGAGGGGCUGUGCCAGCGCCUGGCAGCGCUGGGGGCCAGGGCACCUGCGGGCCCCCAGCCCGAGCAGGGGGAGCCUGAGCCGAGCCAAGGCCCGCGGGACCAGCCCGGACAGGUGCCAGCAGCACAGCACAGGGCCACCCUCCAGCUGGACAGCCUCCUGCCGCCCGCAGGGCCGCUCGCCGCCGAGGCCAGGGCGCUGCGACUGUCCUACCUGCGCUCCGGGGGACACGACCCCGCCAUCCUGGAGCAGCUUCUCCACCUCCAGCUGGAGGCCACGGUGCUGGAGGAAGGAACUGCGGGGCUGCGCAGGGCCAGGCGGAUGGCUGUGCCAGCAGAGCCCCCCGGCACGGGCACACACGGUCUGGAUGCGGCGCUGCUGGCCGUGGAGCUGGAGAACCGGCGGCUGGAAGAUGAACUGUUGGCACUGAAGGUCAGAAGGGAGAGGAGAGCAGAAGCUGGCUCACGGGCAGCCCAGCGGCACACGGAGGAACUGGCCCAGCUCCAGGCAGAGGUGGGAAUGCUGCGAUGCCAUGCAGAGCAGACAAGGCCAUGGCUGCCCCCCCCUGUCUUCCCACACCUUUUAACACCACAACUGCCACCAGCCUUUGCUGUGCCAGAACUUUUCAUGGAGCCCCUUGGGCCAGCACUGGGGCCUGGCAGACCCACAGCCCAUGUGCCCCCUGGGCUCCCCCUCACCCCCUUUGUGGCCCUGGAGGACCCUCCUCCUCCUCAGGAGCCUCCAGCUCAAGACAGGGCUCCCCAAAGGGAAAGCCUAAACCAGGGCAUGCACAGCUCAACCCUGGGAACCAGCAAAAACCACAGCCAGCUUUCCAAAGUGUCAGAAGCCCUGUGCUACAUGUUUAAUAAAAGGCUUCAGCUCACUCCUCUUCACUUCUUGGCUUUUUUUUAA